AAAUAUUGAGUAUUUCCGGAAGAGUUUUGCCUUUACUUCUCCAGGCUUUGAUUUUGAAAACAGGCACAUCGUCUUCUUUUGCUGUACUCGCUGGUCCACAAAGAAAACAAAAAAAAAGGAAAAAACGAAUAUAUAGAUAUUCUGAUUUAAUUGACUUCGAAAUUAAUCUUGUAAGCUGAAAAUUGGAAUCCAAAAUGCAGUUAAAGGAUUCAUUUUAUUGGUAUUUUUUUGGAAUUUUGUUUCUUCAAUUUUCUUCCAGUUUUUCUCAGAGUUCUCCAGAAUCUUUAUAUUAUGUCGGAGCUGUAGUCGAAUAUCAUCCAAUAGAAGGGCUUUCCGAAACCGCUGCCACUUCUAAUGUUGAUAAUUAUAUAAAAAUAUUGAAAAAGGCCAAGAAAUUAAAUUCUAAUUUAGAUAUUAUUGUAUAUCCCGAGACUGGUAUAUUAGCAGAAUCUGAAAAUGAAUUCUUUUCAAGUAUUGAGGAAAAACGAAAUCGUUUCUUAUCACUCGCACCAAAAUUUCCGGACAUUUCUGAAAAAUUAAUACCAUGUGAAACAAAAAGUGAAUCAGAGAUCCUAAAAAAAUUAUCAUGCGCCGCAAGGGAGUACAACACUUAUCUCGUAGUCAACUACAUCGAGAAAGAGGAUUGCAAAGAAUGUCAAAGUGGCGACAAAAAAAAACUCUUUAAUUCAAAUAUAGUUUUCGAUCGUAAUGGAACUGUGAUCAGUCGCUAUCGAAAAUACAAUCUCUUUCAGGAAUUCAGUUUCAAUGUAACUCACGUGCCUGAUAUUUCAAUAUUUGACACCGAUUUUGGAGUGAAAUUUGGCCAAUUUAUUUGCUUUGAUAUUCUAUUUAAAACACCAGCUCUUGAAUUAUUGAAAACAAAUGAAAUUAAAGAUAUCGUCUAUCCUACCCAUUGGUUUGCGGAAUUACCAUUUUUAGAUGCAGUCUCAAUUCAAGCGGCAUGGUCACAUACAAAUGAUGUUAAUUUCCUGGCAUCUGGCUACAAUAAACCAAUAACUGGCUCAACCGGAAGUGGUAUUUAUGCGGGGAGAAAUUCCAAAAUCCCAGCUACUUUUCAUGCGAAUCAAAAUAAAAAUGCUUUAUUAAUAGCAAAUGUACCAAAAGUUAUUGAUGGCAAGAGGGAUUUUGAUAGUUUUGACAAGAUUAGUUAUGAAUUUACAAAUACUGAGGUGCCAACUAUUGUCGAUGAAACAAUUCAAAGUGGUUAUUUAACCGAUUUUCUUUCUUCAUUCAACACUAUUGUUAUUCAACCGGAAACAGAUCAGUUUAUCACUCUUUGUAAGGAUAAUUUCUGUUGUCAUUUCAAUCACAAAGCAGAGCACAAUAAAUCAAUUACAGACGAGGAAUAUUACAGAUAUCGUUUUGGUGUUUUCUCUGGAGUACGACCUUAUGGAGUUAUUAAUGCAGGAGUUCACGUUUGUGGUUUAAUUAUUUGUAGGAAUGAUUCCUUAAGUAGUUGCGGUAAACCAAUUGAUGAGAAAAAUGAUAUUAAAUUUCGAACGAUUUUCGAGAAAUUUCAAAUAACGGCAAUUUUGCCAAAAAGAGAAAAUGUUAGUUUACUAAAUUUGCCAAUUUCUCUUCAAACUGAUUAUAUACCACUUGAUUCGGAGAAUUUCUCGUUUCAAUCAAUUGACAUUGCGAAUUUUCAAAUACUCUCUUUAAAUCUCAAUGGAGCAGGGAACAAUUUAAUGACUCUUGGCAUCUACAGCAGGAAUUUUUCAUCUGAUGGCAAUCAAUUGACAACCAUCGAAACGCCAAAGUCAUGGUUUAAAUUUACAUGAUUAAUUUUAAAAUUAAUCAUGUAAAAUUAAUCAGUAAAAUUUUAUCGAAUAGAAUAGAGAAAUUUAUUGAAAAAGAAAUUAUUAUUUCACUGAAACUCUUUCAUUCUAUUUUUUAUUAUUAUACAAUUAAGAUCUCUAAUAAUUAAGAUUGUUUUAUAUUUACAUUUUAUGAAAUUGAUAAAAAAUAAUAAAUUUGCAUGUACUUAAAAUUU
Leptopilina heterotoma is the source of this 2014-nucleotide messenger RNA. Its product is annotated as vanin-like protein 1. The record is from RefSeq and is a predicted model, not a curated record. Bases 195 to 1802 code for a protein of 535 amino acids. The transcript is spliced from 6 exons. Lineage: Eukaryota; Metazoa; Arthropoda; Insecta; Hymenoptera; Figitidae.